GGUUUGGUGCAAUCUGGAAGGCUGUUGUAAUAACCGACAGACCGAAAACACAGGGAAGGGUUUGGCAGCUGUAUAAAGCUCCCCCGAGCUCCAGUCCCCGCAGAAGGGCACCAGCCCCAGCAACCAGCAUGACCAGCCAGUCUCAGGGAAUCCAGCAGCUUCUGCAGGCAGAAAAACGUGCCAAGGACAAGCUGGAGGAAGCCAAAAAAAGAAAGGGAAAGAGGCUGAAGCAGGCCAAAGAAGAAGCCAUUGCUGAGAUAGACCACUACCGGCUGCAGAGGGAGAAGGAGUUUAGGAAUAAGCAAACAAAUGUAAUGGGCUCCCAAGGUGACCUCUCUGCUAAAAUAGAAGAGCAAACAAAGGAAACCAUCCAAAAACUCACCAGCAGCUACCACAAGAACAAGGAGAGCAUGAUGAAAAAGCUUUUGAACAUGAUAUACGACAUCAACCCUGAAGUCCACCCAAACUUCCGACAAGCAGCUUAAGAUCAGCUAUGUGCUGGGGAAAGACGUUUGUAAGAAGUUGGCUUCUUUCUUGAUAACCAUAGAUAUUUGCUCCUUUAUUGUUUCUGUAUUUGUGAGAGAAAGAACACUAAAGCCAAAAGUGCACAGUUCCAGAAAGGUUUUUGAUGUGACAAGAAUUAUACAGGGUUUCACAAGCAUUUGUUGGAAUAUUGUUUUUUCCUGGUGGUAGUUAAGCCCCUGUCAUUUGAACGAGGGCAAGUCAAUAACUGCAGAAUAAAUAAUUAUUUGACACCAGCA
Messenger RNA from Anas platyrhynchos (mallard), 761 nucleotides. It is a transcript of the gene ATP6V1G3, whose product is annotated as ATPase H+ transporting V1 subunit G3. NCBI's taxonomy places the organism in Eukaryota, Metazoa, Chordata, Aves, Anseriformes, Anatidae. Gene Ontology annotation, molecular function: proton-transporting ATPase activity, rotational mechanism; ATP hydrolysis activity. Gene Ontology annotation, biological process: synaptic vesicle lumen acidification. Gene Ontology annotation, cellular component: synaptic vesicle membrane; vacuolar proton-transporting V-type ATPase complex; vacuolar proton-transporting V-type ATPase, V1 domain. The record is from RefSeq and is a predicted model, not a curated record.